CCUACUCUCCCUCACUGCCUUCCACACCUCCUCUGUUCCUUCUUCUCGGUAGUAAUUGCCUCGGUUUUGUAGCACGAACUGAGCCACUUUUUGCUUGUUUCUCCUUUAGUUGUCUCUUUUUCUGGAGAAAAGAUCGUUUUUUUACGACGGAGAGGUGACUUCUUUGUGCCGGAGCUUCCACCUCUCUCUCUCUCUCUCUCUCUCUCUCUCUCUCUCUCUGCUGCCAUUAGAAUAGUGAGGCAAAAAGGUCUCACCUUUGCUGUGUUUUCUCUGUUUUUGGACGCAAGAUGGGUUACCAACCACCGGCUUUUACUCCCUUGGAUGUCUCGGUUGAGCUCGGCCAUGAGCAUCAGCUCCAGGGGGCCACCAAGAGCUACGAUGACGAUGGGCGGCUCAAGAGGACCGGGACCGUGUGGACGGCCACCGCCCACAUCGUCACGGCGGUGAUCGGGUCCGGCGUGCUGUCGUUGGCCUGGACCAUAGCGCAGCUCGGCUGGGUCGCCGGCCCGGUGGUCAUGUUCCUCUUCUCGUUCGUCACGUACUACACCUCCACUCUGCUCGCUGACUGCUACCGAUCCGGCGACCCCAUCAACGGGAAGCGCAACUACAACUACACGGAUGCGGUCCACGCGUACCUCGGUGGGCUAAAGGUCAAGCUGUGUGGAUUCAUCCAGUACGCCAACCUCUUCGGCGUCGCCAUUGGCUACACCAUAGCCGCUUCCAUUAGCAUGAUGGCGAUCAAGAGGUCCGAUUGCUUCCACGAGAAAGGGCACAAGAACCCAUGCCUCACCUCUAGCAAUCCUUACAUGAUCAUGUUCGGCGUCGCGGAGAUUUUUUUGUCGCAAAUCCCCGACUUCGAUCAGAUAUGGUGGCUCUCCAUCGUCGCCGCGGUCAUGUCCUUCACCUACUCGUCCAUCGGCCUCGCCCUCGGCAUCGUCCAAGUCAUCGGCAACAAAAGCUUCAAAGGCAGCCUUACCGGAAUCAGCAUCGGCGUCAUCUCCCCUACACAGAAGAUAUGGCGCAGCCUGAAGGCCUUGGGCGACAUUGCCUUCGCCUAUUCCUUCUCGGUCGUGCUCAUCGAAAUCCAGGACACCAUCAGAGCCCCACCGCCGUCGGAGGCGAAGGUGAUGAAGAAGGCGUCGCUACUGAGCAUCGUCGUGACCACGCUCUUCUACAUGCUGUGCGGGUGCAUGGGCUACGCCGCGUUCGGCGACUCGGCGCCCGGCAACCUCCUCACCGGCUUCGGCUUCUACAACCCCUACUGGCUCCUCAACAUCGCCAACGCCGCCAUCGUCGUCCACCUGGUCGGCGCCUACCAGGUCUUCUGCCAGCCCCUCUUCGCCUUCAUCGAGAAGUGGGCGGUCAAGACGUGGCCGGAGUCCACCUUCAUCGCCAAGGAGAUCGCGGUCCCCCUCACCCCGACCCGGCGCUACAACCUCAGCCUCUUCCGCCUGGUGUGGCGCUCCUCCUUCGUGGUGCUGACCACCGUCAUCUCGAUGCUGCUACCCUUCUUCAACGACGUGGUGGGCCUGCUCGGCGCGCUCGGCUUCUGGCCGCUGACCGUCUACUUCCCGGUGGAGAUGUACAUUGUGCGGCAGAGGAUCCCCAGGUGGAGCACCAGGUGGGUGUGCCUGCAAAUGCUAAGCUUAGCCUGCCUCGCGGUCAGCAUCGCCGCAGCCAUCGGGUCCGUCGCCGGAGUCGUCACCGACCUCAAUCUCUACCGGCCAUUUAAGACUAGUUACUAAGAUGAUAGGCCGCAGAAGCUGCCAAGUCUCUCUACGCUUUGUCACUAUUGUACUGCCGUCGUUUACUGUGGCCGUUCCUCGGAAGGGAUACAUAAAUCGAAUCCCACUCCCACGGGAGACGAGUCCUAAGAAAGAGUCAAUCACUGUAUGGUAGUGUGCCUACCUACAUAUUGACUUCAGAGACAAUAUGUAGGCAAUUAAAAGUCGUCUCAGUGGUUUUAUAAUACGAUUAAAGUAAGCAAUCCGAUCUCUGCAGAAUCACUGAUUU
Molecule: messenger RNA, 2013 nt
Organism: Musa acuminata subsp. malaccensis (wild Malaysian banana)
Lineage: Eukaryota; Viridiplantae; Streptophyta; Magnoliopsida; Zingiberales; Musaceae
Source: RefSeq, a predicted model, not a curated record